This is a messenger RNA of Teleopsis dalmanni, 2204 nucleotides long. RefSeq lists its product as uncharacterized. The transcript has 7 exons. The record is from RefSeq and is a predicted model, not a curated record. NCBI's taxonomy places the organism in Eukaryota, Metazoa, Arthropoda, Insecta, Diptera, Diopsidae. Gene Ontology annotation, molecular function: DNA binding. The coding region runs from base 109 to 2160 and encodes 683 amino acids.
UUGCUAGACAUUUGUUGGUGUUAUAAAAAUAUUAGUAUUGUAUAUUUAGAAACAAUAAAUUAAAGCCUGUGAGUGAUUAAUAUUUAGAAUUUAUAUCUGGAAUUUAACAUGAGCGAUCCGCUUCAUGGAAGUUUGCUCUUAGAUAGAGCUACAUCAACGCAUUUAUCUGAUCUAAAGUACGCUAAGCUGCAUAGUCCAAAAAUGAAGAGCGUAUAUUGGCGUUAUUUUGGAUUUCCAACUAAUGAAAAUGAUCGUAUCAUUACCAAACAGAAUGUCGUUUGUACAUUGUGCCAUAAGGUAUUAACUAAUCAUGGUAACACUACAAAUCUACGUGCUCAUUUGCAGCAUCGCCACAAGGAGCUAUUUAGUAAAAUUUGUGAAGAAAAUGGAAUUAAAGUGCCGCAACGUAAACCGCCACCUAAGUACCCAAGAAAUUCGCAAACAACCAGUAUGGCAAAAUCUGAAACAGUGAUUCAUAGAAUAAAAGAAGAAUGUGUAAUGGGUAACGAAUCAUCAAAUAAUAGUAUGCCUGGUGAUGAACAGUUACUUUACGAGGCAAUGAUACCAAUGUCAUAUGACGAUGCCAUUAUUACUAAUGAUCAAUUCAUGAAAGUUGAAGUGGGUCAAGGCAGCGAUUUAAGCACUGUUGAUACCGAUAUUGAUAUUGUCUGCCCACAAACAGUUUCAAGAAACUUUAAUUGUAUCGAAGAAGUUGAUCCAUUUUUGUUACAAGAUACAUUAGCUAAUAUGAUUGUUUUGGAUUUGCGUAACAUUGAUUCUCUAUACGAUCCAGGCAUGUCAACGUUUAUACGUCAAAUUAGUGGCAAUUUGGCUAUACCAGCAGAGAAGCGGAUUGCAACUUUAAUACGUGAACAACAUUAUAAUAAAUUUACAACCUUAUCUACUGAGUUAAAAACUCAUUCACAGACCAAAGAAUUUUCUUUUGGUUUGGAAAUGUGGCGCAAUGUUGAACAUAAGCAGUUUUUAACUGUUUAUUUCAACUAUAUAAGCGAAAAGCCAGUGUACUCUCUAUUAAAUGAGUUUUACGCCACAUACGAAAUCUCCAAAUUUAUGCAUGUAGACGCUUUGUUUCAAGAUUUUAAUCUCAGUAAUUGUUCCGCCGUUAUAGUAAAUUAUGAGGAAGACGAUCCCAUUAAAGAUUAUUUGCGUGAACAUAAUAUACCAAUAUUACUUUCUUUUGAUGUUGUCUCCGACAAGUGUUUAAAUCAUGUAUUAACAUUACCAGAAGUGUUGCCUAUUAUGGAAGAGCUGAGAGAUAUAAUAGAUCGCUAUUCAUCUGAAAUUUGUUCAAAGGAUGUUGAGAUACCAAUGAUUAAUCCAGAUUUUCCCUGGACGUUUUAUGAACUUUUAAAAUUCUUCACAGAACAAGUUGUGUGGCCAGAUGAGAUGGACUCUAUAGUUAGUUCUGUUAAAGAGAUAAUGGAAAGCAUAAAUGGAUUGCUUGUUAGUUUGGAUACUCUCAAAGGUGAAGAGAUCCCACACAGCAGUAUGCUUUCUCCAAUAACAUUGAAAAUUAUUAACAAGAGAUUUACAAUUGCCGAAAAGGACACUCCACUGACGAAGUGCUUAAAAAGUGCAAUAAAAGGCGAGCUGGAAAAGUUAGUGAUACAUGACAACCAUUUAACACUAUCCGCUUUAUUAGAUCCAAGAUUCCAUCGUCUCAUCAACUUAACUAAUUUGCCACAUGUUGUUGAAAUUUUAAAGAAGAAAUUAGCUAUUAUCAAUGAAUGUGAAGUCAAGGAUACACCGGGUGUAGUUAAUAGCUUUAUAAAGCCUUUUACACAAACCGGUACAACAAAGAAAUCAAAUUUAGAACUGUUCUUUGAUAUAUCGGACAAUGUACCAAAAUUCGACAGUGAACAAAAUAUAGACUGUAUUGAGCGUGAAUUAAAAAGAUACAGGAAUGAAGUUUAUGUUAGCUUAGAUGGUUCACCUUACCAGUGGUGGAAUCAAUUUGGAAAGGCUUAUGGCAAUCUGCAGAAAAUUGCAAAGAUCUAUCAAUGCGUGCCUUGUAUCAUAAACAUGAACUUCAAGAAACCAAUCUAUCAACAGAUUGCGGAUCAUAAUAAGCGUUUUAUGUUGACCAGCAGUUGUUUGGACGCAAUUCUUUUUUUACAUCAUCAUAAUGGUAACAUCUAACCCGUAAAAUUCUAUCGUACAUUUAAUAAACAAAAAUAAAUUUC